AUGAAGCUUCAGCAAUGGCGCCCUUUCAGCAGUCGAGUCUUGGGACUCUCGCGAUCAUCGACCAAUCUACCGCAACGAACUCUCCGGCUAUUCGAGCGCAAUUUCUCCACAUCGUCGGCCGAUCGAUACCGUUCCCUUGAACCCCUCGAAAAUGCCAACGUCGAUACCUUCCGAGCACAAUGCUUUGCCCCCGAACGGCCCGCCAUUCUCACGCGAUCACAAUUCAAGGGUUUCCCUGCGUUGAAGAAUUGGUUCCAGAGCAUUCCCCCGACCGGUGCUCAUGGCCAACCCGCCACUCGCCUAAACAUCGAAUACUUGCAGAAACAUGCCGGCGACGCGUUUGUCCCGCUAGAGCUCACCGAGACAUCUGCGUCUGACCCCUCGAGCGAUGCGGGCUCGCCUGGGCACGGCGGGACUGACGUUUUGAGCUUCCGGCAAUUCCACGCACCGCUGACAAUGUUUCUCGAGUGGAUGCGCAUGGCAGAGAACUCCCCUCAAUCGAGCCGUUUAUACCUAGCCCAGUGCCAGCUCCUCGACCUACCUGCGGUCCUACGACAAGACUUUCCAAUUCCAGACGUCGUGGCACAGGCUGGCAAGGGCGACGUGUAUGACACGAAUGUUUGGAUCGGACAUCCCCCAACCUAUACCCCUUUGCACCGCGAUCCCAAUCCGAACCUCUUCGUUCAGCUGGCUGGGCAGAAGGUAGUGAGAUUGCUGGCUCCGGCGGACGGACAGGCUGUAUUUUCGGCAGUCCGGCAACAACUGGGGAAAAGUGGGGGGAAGGACGCCGCGGCCUUUCGAGGUGAGGAAAUGAUGCAGGGCCAGGAGCGUGCGCUGUUGGAUGAGAUGGUGUGGAGUGUCCCGCUGUCUGCUGGUUCAGAUGGGGCUAGAUACGAAGCUCAUCUUGGGGCUGGGGAUGGUCUCUUUAUCCCCAAAGGAUGGUGGCAUAGUAUCAAGGGGAUUGGUGAAGGUGUGACUGCUUCGACAUCCGCCACAACCACUCUCAGCAUGCUACUAUCGCGUACAGCUUUUCGCGCCGCCAUUAUUCACCUGAGCAUCAACCCAGCUCUAAUCCGUGCCUCAACUCCUGCCGCCUCUGCUCUUUGCGCCCCAGCGCAUCUUCCCGAGACACAGAGUUCCCGACUCUACACCGUCCUCUUCCCGCAGUGCGCACCACUUAACACUCAAACACGCAAGAUGUCCACCGGACCAGACUCCUCUGCACCUGAGUCUGCCGCUCAAGCUCAAGGACUUAACGAGUCCCAGCAAGACGCGCAACAAUCCUCCCAAGAGCGCCUCGCCCUCCCACCCUCCGAGUCCUCCGGCGACAAAAAGCUUGACAUCAGCGCCGAAGGCGGCUCGACCGUUACCCUUGAUCACCUGGGUCCCAUGGUGGUCAAUGUGGAUGGAACAAUUUCACGAAUCUCGAACUGGGACCAGAUGGCUGAGAUUGAGCGCAAGAAUACUCUUCGCAUCAUCGGGAAGCGGAAUAAGCAGCGCUUGGAGGCUUUGAAGGCUGCUCGGGGCGAGGAGUAG
This is a messenger RNA of Penicillium cinerascens, 1536 nucleotides long. RefSeq names its product putative JmjC domain protein. The record is from RefSeq and is a predicted model, not a curated record. NCBI's taxonomy places the organism in Eukaryota, Fungi, Ascomycota, Eurotiomycetes, Eurotiales, Aspergillaceae. The coding region runs from base 1 to 1536 and encodes 511 amino acids. The transcript is spliced from 2 exons.